AGAUCAUACAAUCCGGUCAUUUAAACCUGCUGGGACAGAAGUCAGUUUAAAUCGUACAGUAUUAUACUUGCUAUAUAAUUGGACUUUCUUUGUGAAAUGGGAACGUUAAUGGAUAUAAUAUAUAUCCUCUUAGCCCUUGCUGGGUUGCUCUUUUUCAUAAAAAGAAAAAAACCUAAAGGAAAAGUAAUUGCAGGUCCAAAGGGUUUACCAGUGUUAGGAUGUAUCCUUGAAAUUGACAAUGAAACUGUUCAUUUCAAAUUUUCGGAAUGGGCCGAGAAAUUUGGUGACAUAUUUCGUGUCAAGAUGUUCUCAGACAACGUGAUUGUUUUCAACACGGAAGAAAAUAUACGGAAAGCAUUUGGCAGUGAAAAGUAUAAAAAUCAUUUCGGAGAUCGAGGUGAGAUGUUCUGGGGCGAGCACUUCCGGUGCCACAAUCAGUCGUUAACCUUUGUUUCAGAUGGAUCUGGACUUUUCCAUCGGAUAGCCAGGAAAAGUUACAUGCAAGCUUUACAUACCUAUGGAAGCGGACUUCAAGAGCUAGAAAAUAACGUCAUUACGGAAAUGACUAACUUUAUUGAAAGAAUUAAGAAAAGAUUCGGAAAAGAGUUCGAGUGUGUUUCCAUGUUACAACGUUCGUUGUCUAAUGUCAUGUCCCUUGUGUUGCGAGGAGAGUUGAUUCCCGACUCUGAUCCAGAUAGCAAUAUGUUUUGGGAUCAUGUUCAUGCAAACGAUUUCUUUCUGAAUCCGUACGUCAAUUUUGUGAUGUCCACGUUCCCUUUUCUUCGAUUCCUUCCAGGAAAAUAUGGUGAUGAGUUUAGAAAAUGUAAAAAGGCGAACGCUAAAAUAGCCAAUAAAUAUUUCUAUGAUAUGAAGUUCAGUUCAUAUGUCCGAAUUAUAUAA
Molecule: messenger RNA, 900 nt
Organism: Ruditapes philippinarum (Manila clam)
Lineage: Eukaryota; Metazoa; Mollusca; Bivalvia; Venerida; Veneridae
Product: cytochrome P450 2B5-like
Exons: 3
Coding region: 97-900 (267 amino acids)
Molecular function (GO): iron ion binding; oxidoreductase activity, acting on paired donors, with incorporation or reduction of molecular oxygen; monooxygenase activity
Source: RefSeq, a predicted model, not a curated record